Molecule: messenger RNA, 1903 nt
Organism: Saimiri boliviensis boliviensis (Bolivian squirrel monkey)
Lineage: Eukaryota; Metazoa; Chordata; Mammalia; Primates; Cebidae
Source: RefSeq, a predicted model, not a curated record
GGCACUGCGCCGGCGCGUUGCGCCGAGCGCUAAGGGGCGUGGUUUCCUUGCGCCGCGCGCAAGGCUGGGGCAAAACCCGGACCGGGAUAGGGCGUGGGGCCGCGCGUGGGGACGUCCCUCGCGUCGGGCCUGUCGGCGCCUGCGCGCUGCGCGGCCGGCUGGUGUGCUGGGGGCGGGGCGGGGGCCGGUGUAGCCUCUGUACCUAGUUGUGCCCCUGGCGCCGCCGGGUCAUCGCGCAGGUCGCCGGCGCCAUGAAGAUCUGGACAUCGGAGCACGUCUUUGAACUUUUUUUAUCCUGGGAGAAGAAGCCCUGAUCCGUGCUUUCUCCCCAUAUAAACCGGGCUGUUUGGUCAAAGUCCCAAAUGAUAAGUACACAUUUAUGGCACCCAGAUCUGUACCUUGAGCUCCAGCCUCUCCAGCUUCACUCUCUAUUUUCAGGAUGUUACUGUCUAACAACAAUAUCUAAGUCAUCAUUCUACAUCUUAUCUACUGAUUUUCCAGCACUUGCUUCCAAGGCCUCUUCUGAGGCCUACAGUUGGCAACCAGGUGAAAUCAUUCAUUGACUCCUUCAACAUACAGAGAUGCCCAGGUGAAGAAGUGGGACAGGUCAGUGAGCCAUAGCCCGGUCCUCCUGAUUCUACUUUGCCACCCAUGGGAAACUGUUACAACAGCUGCAAUGCAGAAAUACCCAAACCCUAUGAACCCAAGUGUGGUUGGAGUUGAUGUGUUGGACAGACAUAUAGAUCCCUCUGGAAAGUUGCACAGCCACAGACUUCUCAGCACAGAGUGGGGACUGCCUUCCAUCGUGAAGUCUCUUAUUGGUGCAGCAAGAACAAAAACGUAUGUGCAAGAACAUUCUGUAGUUGAUCCUGUACAGAAAACAAUGGAACUUAAAUCUACUAAUAUUUCAUUUACAAAUAUGGUUUCAGUAGAUGAGAGACUUAUAUACAAACCACAUCCUCAGGACCCAGAAAAAACUGUUUUGACUCAAGAAGCUAUAAUCACUGUGAAAGGAGUUAGCCUCAGCAGUUACCUUGAAGGAUUGAUGGCAAGUACGAUAUCCUCCAAUGCUAGUAAAGGCCGAGAAGCAAUGGAAUGGGUAAUACACAAAUUAAAUGCUGAGAUUGAAGAACUUACAGCCUCAGCAAGAGGAAGCAUACGGACUCCAAUGGCUGCAGCAGCAUUUGCAGAGAAGUGAUAGUGAAAGUUGGUAGGCAACGUCGGGUACUCCAGUUCUCUCCAAGCUGACUAUAUAUUUAUUUGUUAUUUAAAAAAUUCAACUAUAUUUUAGGUAAUUUUUUUUUAAGUUGGUAUAAGGCUAUGACUUGAUCAAAACAGAUGCAGGGCCUGUAAAUAAAAGGAAUCAUCUGAAAUUAAUGUUGUUUGAAAUUAACUGUCUCAUUUUGAGGGUUCCAGUAUUUCUGUGAAAAUUCAACAAGAAUUCCUUGGAAAUGAGUAUUGAUAUUGAAUCUUCUUAAGGUAGGAUUUUCAAGUUUUUCAUACACUGGAACUCCACGUGACUUUGGACCAACCCCAGAACAAAGCAGAGCCCAGUGCCCUGCCUACUGUACACUUGAACAGCUUGCACAAGGGAACUCACCUAAAAGGAGAAAUUGUGUAGUUUUAAAAUAUAUUUUGUGUAAAAUAACUUGCUCUGCUAUAAACCACCAUUAAAAACCAAUGUUUUGAUUUGGUACUUAAUAUUUUUGGAGUGAAAAUUAUCACUAAAGUAACAUGACUCCAACAGAAGUAUGGUUUCAUUAUAUUAAAGAGUACUGUAUUGAUUUGCCAAAGUUUUGUAACUUAGUAAAGGUAUUAACUUCCUUGGAUUUGUACUUUAUGAUUUAGUAUGCUGUACCGUGGGCUGGUUAUGUUAACUGAAAAAAAUAAAGUCAUUACCUGA